This is a messenger RNA of Formica exsecta, 2128 nucleotides long. RefSeq lists its product as uncharacterized. The coding region runs from base 1268 to 2074 and encodes 268 amino acids. Lineage: Eukaryota; Metazoa; Arthropoda; Insecta; Hymenoptera; Formicidae. The record is from RefSeq and is a predicted model, not a curated record. The transcript has 5 exons.
GAUAAAUUUUUUUUUCAGAAUGAAUAUAAGAGUUUUAUCUCUCGCACAAACGAAACGUUGUUAAAAAAAGAUAUAUGUUUAAUCGAGGAAUAUUUAGAAUAUCGUUCUAUCUUUGUAGGCUCCAUGAUUUUACAUCGUGUUACGAGGAAUCUAGCUUCCUGUAAUCCGUGAGAAAGGAGAAAUAAGCAUGAUAGAGUUGCUGACGAGACGCGUUGCAAAGGGUCGAUCUAUCGCGCCUCGCAUAGGUAAAUCCUACUAGGCCGGCUGUGCGUGUGCACGACGACUUCGUCGUUCUUCUUUCGUCGACGUUGAGCGACGACGUCACGGUUCUAUUUCUGGCAGCGUGGACGCAGCGAUAUCUUUAGAGCGACCAUCGGGUACAGCCCGUUUCCGAGCUUUCCUUCCUUUGAAAACGUGUGCCAGUUGACGAGAGAAGGCGCGAGACGGAGAUGAUUUAUACCGGUUAAAUCGGACCACCCCUUUCGUGUCCUCUCUUUCCGCGAGCAUGGUGCUUUUAAUAUUUUGUUACUACUACUACUACUAUACUAUUACUGCUACCAUAUGCGAGUACUAAUUUCAUCCAAAACGCGGUGUCCAACACAAGAUAGACACCUUAUGGUGGAAACUCGGUUCGGAUUUAGAAGCGUUCUAAAAAUCGCUUGUUUGAUUUUGCUAUCUCGCGGGAUAGGAUCAAAGCGUGAUGCCGACGGAAAUAUCAGCUCUUAUUGUCGAGCUAUUGAUUAGCCGAUUAAAAGUCUAAUUUGAAAAGAGAAGAUAAUUUCAGGCCGGAGGAGAGAGGAAGAGAGAGAGAGAAACGAGCGAGUCUAGAAAUGAAUCUCUAGACAUAAAAAUUGUAAUGAAAUGAUGAGGAGACGAUUCGAGUUUUACGAUAGAUAAAUAUUCGGGCACUUUAUAAAGUUGAAACGAUGUGAAAACAGAAGCCGCAGAUUCGACUAUGACACAAGAUUGUUUGUAAAUUUCAUGAGCAAAGAUUUAUGGAGAAGGUAAAUUAAUUUCUCUCUCGAGUGCUAAUGGAAAAAUGGAGCGAGGCAACAAGGCAAAUUCCAAGGCGAUUCCGGAAGUGGAAUCGUUGCAAAUUUUUAAUCGACCUAUAAUCUCUAAAUAAAGCGAACGUGUCCUUUGCCGGCGGUGGCCGAGAAGCACUGGGCUCGUCGUCAUCUCGUCAGCUCUACAUUGAACUAUCUGUUGCCUCUGGACCGAUGCCAAACACCGAUGAGAAAGAACAUCAUGUACAGAUGAGGAUCGAAUGGAUGAUUUUCGUUCUUUAAUCGAUUUUCAAGCCCAAUCAUUAUCGGAGCAAUUAUCGUAUUUGAUAUGUAAAUCGUCUGGUCGCGCGAAUAAUACGAAGGACUAUACCUGGCCUCACGUGCUAGGUAUAUGUCAAACUGAACUGCCACCCAAGCCAGUUAAAGUUUGCGCUUGUACCGAUUCACCGCGAGUGCUUAAAGAGCUCCUGGAUGCGAGUCUCGAUCGGACUCAGACGAGACAGUUGUCAAAACCUAAGAUUUGUUCCAAGACUAGACCCAUUUUGCACGCAAUACAAUUCGAUCGGCCGUCUGAUAUUUGCGUGAGAAAACUCGAGAAAGAAUGUCCCGAUCUAAAUGGAUUGUUAGAGAAGAUGUGUUCGGACGAAAGAACGGCGCGAACGGAUGCUGACCGUUUCAAAACGACGUAUCAAGCGCAUUAUAGUGAUCCCGCAGCUGCACGUAUGACACAACGUGACCUAUCACGGGCGAUCAUACAUACGGGCGAUCAGCAACUGCAAUGUCGUAUGCCAAUAAAGAUAACGAUAGAGACUGAUUGCCCGCCGCAUUGUCAACCCUCUUCUUCGAGAGUAAACGCAAACUUAAGGCAUGAUUACAAGCGGAAGAAUGGAUCCAAACGCGGAAAGAGAUGCGAGAUUGGCAGCAAAAUACAGACGUCGUUGCCAUCCUGGAAGACCGAGUACCAAGACAGCAUUAGCAAAAUCGGCAACGCCAUUAUGCGAGUUAAAUUACAUCACGCGAAGAAGAAAACUUUCCCACUGCAGUAUCAACGCUGUAUAUCCGAUUAAAAAGAAAAUUGCAAUUAGUUGUCAAUCUGAAUAAAACGAUGUAAAAAGCUAAAA